AUGAAGUUAAAAUUAAAUAUAACUAAAAAAAAAAAAGGAUUUGGAGAAUCGAUAGCAGAAAGUUUCAAAUCUUUAUCAAAUAAAAUAUUUGGAACUGGAGUUGAUAAAUACUUCAAAGCAAUUAACGCCGCUAUAAUAUUAUUAUUUAUCACAAUUUUAUAUUACAUACACAAAUUUAAAUCAUCAACUUCAAGAUAUAAGAACAUAAAAUUAUUAUAUAUGUACUAUGGAUUUUUAGUAUGCCUCACUGGAUUAACCAUAAGCAUUAACUGGAUGUAUUUUGAGCAUACAAAAAGUAAAAAAAAAAAUAGAAUUUCAUCAUUAGAUGUCAAAAUGGCGUAUAAAAAAAAAUAA
Molecule: messenger RNA, 354 nt
Organism: Plasmodium berghei ANKA
Lineage: Eukaryota; Apicomplexa; Aconoidasida; Haemosporida; Plasmodiidae
Product: succinate dehydrogenase subunit 4, putative
Exons: 3
Coding region: 1-354 (117 amino acids)
Source: RefSeq, a predicted model, not a curated record